GCUUCUAUUCAAAAAGCAUCUCUGUAGACCUUAGGGUAUACGGAGGCUAAAGAACCCACUUGUCAAGGAAACUUGCACGAGCGGUUAUACUGCAGACCUUCGGGUCUCCGGUUUUCUUUUCGGUAGGGUGGAGCAGUCCACUUUGCCUCUUUUCCCCUCAAACACUUUUGUUUGAACCCCUUCGACAUGUCUUCACGUCGAACCCCCCUCUCCCCCAUGGGAUCCCAUGAGGGAAACAAGUCUUUAGAAGGUCCAGGCCAAAAGCCUGGACGUAAGUUCAAGUUCCCUGUGAAGCGAGCCCGGGACGCAAUGAAAGCUGGAGGUCAGCCGAGGAACGAUUUCGAGCGGGCCUGGCUUAAAAGGCGUCAAGAUAGGGAGGCUAGGGACCAUUGGGAGCCCGAAAGCUCUCGCCAGGAUGAGCGAAGCAGGCGUAGGUCUCGGUCGCCCUAUGAGUCCACAUCCGGGCGGUACUCGGGCAGUCGUAGGCGGUCACAGUCACCUCAUUCGGGUUCCCAUUACGAUGCCAGUAAAGGCUCCCGCGGCGACUCUUAUCGGUCCCGCGACGAUUCCAACAGACGUGACUCCUAUAGGGGGGUCGCGGAGGUUCUCGCGAUCGUUCGCGGGAGCGGGUUCGCUACAGGAGCCGGACCAGAUCGAUUUCCCGAGACCGUUACAGGAACCGGUCGAGGUCAGACUCCCGAUCUCGCCGAUCUCGCAAGUAUUCGCAGACAGACGAUCGCCGCAGGCCAAAUUCCCCUAGUAGCGUGAAAUCGAUCAGAGAAGCCGAUUCCUGGACCCGGUCAGAUCCAAAGACCAAAAUUUCCGAGACUCAGCGCAUUUCACAUCACCAAGACCGCAGAGCUCCUCCACAAAGUGAUGACCGAUCACAAUCUCCCAUCGUUCGAAAGGAG
This is a messenger RNA of Aaosphaeria arxii CBS 175.79, 911 nucleotides long. RefSeq lists its product as uncharacterized. Bases 187 to 768 code for a protein of 193 amino acids. Lineage: Eukaryota; Fungi; Ascomycota; Dothideomycetes; Pleosporales. The record is from RefSeq and is a predicted model, not a curated record. The transcript is spliced from 2 exons.